Molecule: messenger RNA, 2082 nt
Organism: Orycteropus afer afer
Lineage: Eukaryota; Metazoa; Chordata; Mammalia; Tubulidentata; Orycteropodidae
Gene: TTF1
Product: transcription termination factor 1
Exons: 8
Coding region: 1-2082 (693 amino acids)
Source: RefSeq, a predicted model, not a curated record
AUGGAAGGAAAAUCAAGUAGAUAUGAAAUCCACACUCCAGUUUCUGACAAGAAAAAGAAAAAGAAAAAAUAUUCAGUAGAUAAGGAAAGAUACCAGAAGUGUUCUGGUAAAAAUUUCAAUGAUUACUGCCAGGCAAAUGAACAAGCUCAUAUAACUAAAAGCAAAAAGAAGAGAAAAGAUAAACAGCAUCUCAUUUCUUCUCCUUUAAACAGAGCAGAAAUUUCUGACAAGACUGAAAAAGCUACAUCAACACUCAAAAAGAAAAAAAAGAAGAGAGAAAGUGAUUUAGGGGUAGACAAAAAAACAGGUGUUGGGUGUGUCCUUGUGAAUAAAGAAAAUAUUGAGAGCACACCAAAGAAUUUUAGAAAGAGCAUCAAUGUUGUUUAUGUUGAUAUGAGCAAGGAACAAAACUCAGCAAAAGAGGCUGAGGCAGGUGAACUGCCUUCAGUUCCUAAGUCACAUAAAAAUGAGUCCGAAGAACUGCGUGAUAAAGUUAGGAGAAAGAAGCAUAAAAAACAUCGUAGGGCAAGGACAUCCUGUGAUACCCAGCAAAGCCCACAUUCAAGCAUUGCCUCAUACCAGUCAGAACCACAGGAGCAGGAAUCCCUGCUUUCUGUGGAUCUACAAAGGGAAAUUCCGGAACUCGCGGUAUCUGUUGAAAAAAAAAAGUCUAAGAAAAAAAAAAGGGAGAGGCUUUCAGGUAACCCAGGGUUUGAGGCAUUGACCAUGCCUGAGAGUCUUGAGAACAAGUACUCUGAAGGAUCGCAACUGAUCAGUGAGAUUGGUGCUGCAGAAGGUAGUGAGGCCCUUGAAGAGAUCAAGGAAUCCAACAGCACAAAAACAAAGUCUAAGAAAAGGAAGCAAAGGUCUCCUAUUGAAAGUAUUGUCAGCUCUGAUGCUAAUUUUUCAGUGCUCAAUACGAGCUCUGAGAACAGACACGUAGACCUGGAACAAGAUAAUUCACUGGCAGGUGAGGGCACCUUGAUUGAAAAAAGUAUGAAACCCAGGAUAAAAAAGAAGAAAAUCCAGUCCUGUUUAGAAGAGGAGUAUGUGGAAGAGGUGCAGAGGUUAGAAUCUACAAAUGAAGAAGAAAGCAAUUUGGAAUCAGCUAGACAUUCCGAAACGUACUUAUCUGAAGAGUUAAGAGAUUCAGAUGAUUCAGAUGUGGAUUUGGGCUCUGCUGUGAAGCGACUUCAAGAAUUUAUCCCUGAUAUAAAGGAAAGGUCAGCCACUACAAUUAAGCGAAUGUAUCGGGAUGACUUUGAACGGUUUAAAGAAUUUAAAGCUCAAGGUGUUUCUAUUAAAUUUGGCAAGUUUUCUAUAAAAGAGAAUAAACAAUUAGAGAAAAAUGUGCAAGAAUUUCUGGCGAUGACAGGAAUUGAGACUGCAGACAAGCUGCUGCACACUGACAGAUAUCCAGAGGAGAAAUCGAUGAUCACUGAUUUAAAACGAAAAUACGCAUUUAGAUUGCACAUUAGUAAGGGCAUUGCUCGACCUUGGAAAAUGGUGUACUAUAGAGCAAAGAAGAUGUUUGAUAUCCAUAAUUACAAAGGGAGGUAUAGUGAAGCAGAUACUGAGAAGUUAAAGCUAUACCAUUCCCUCCAUGGAAAUGAUUGGAAAAAGAUUGGUGAGCUGGUGGCCCGGAGUAGCCUCUCUGUGGCCCUAAAGUACUCCCAGAUCAGCAGUCAAGUAAAUCAUGGUACUUGGAGUAAGACGGAAACCCAGAAACUAGUCAAGGCCGUUGAACAAGUGAUUCUAAAGAAGAUGUCUGCCCAGGAGUUAAAGGAGAUGGACUCUAGGCUCCAGGAAAAUCCUGAAGGCCGCCUGUCAAUUGUUCGGGAAAAGCUCUACAAGGGCAUAUCUUGGAUAGAAGUAGAAGCUAAAGUAGAAACAAGAAAUUGGAUGCAGUGUAAAAGUAAGUGGACAGAAGUUUUAACCAAAAGGAUGACUUAUGGUCAGCAUGUGUACCGGGGAGUCAAUGCCUUGCAGGCCAAAAUCAACCUUAUUGAAAGGUUGUAUGAAAUAAAUGUGGAAGAUGCUAAUGAAAUAGAUUGGGAAGAUCUUGCCAGUGCUAUAGGGUAA